Messenger RNA from Protopolystoma xenopodis, 1521 nucleotides. NCBI's taxonomy places the organism in Eukaryota, Metazoa, Platyhelminthes, Monogenea, Polystomatidea, Polystomatidae. The record is from the annotation of a GenBank genome assembly.
CUGUGGUUUCUCCCUCUCACUUUUCACAGCUACGAAAAGGGUCUAUUUGAAGACUGGGCGAAACAAAUAGACACCGUAUGCUCCUUCAACAUAUCAAAGCCACUUCUUAUUCGAAAUGGGGCAAUCAAGCGACUUGAAGUCAACUUUGACCCUGAACUGGCAUCCGUUCUCCGAGAGGUCAAGUAUUUGCAAAUCCGAGGCAAAGAGCAGGUGCCGGCAGCUGCAAGUGCGCUUUUCGAGCAAAACGACAAGUUAUGCCAAUUUCGGAUAACUCUAGACCAAAUAGCAAAGUGGUACAAUUAUCUUGCUACCGAGUUGAUUGAGAUUGAAGAUGCCCUAAUAGUUGAUCAGUUGGCUGAGAUUGACAGACAGCUCAACACAGCCGAGACAACGCUCAGUUGGCGUGAUGAAGAGGCCUGGAACUAUAUACAGUCGACGCGUGAUAUGACUCGUGACCUUGAAAGACGCGUCGUACAGACGCAGGAAAACAUUGUCCAAAUACGCAAAAUUAUGAAGUCCUGGGCUCGAGCGCCGCUAUUCGAGCGCAAAGAAGGCAAGCGAGAAGCGCUUCUUGGAAUCGAGGAGAGGGAAGACAGGCGCUGUAAGCGUUAUUCAGAGAUUCGUGAGGCCGGAGAACGAGAAAACAGAAAGCUUUUCAAAGCUGACGUCGAAUCUGACGCCUGGAAGAGGUAUGUGAAUUAUGUAGAUCAUCUUGUGGAAGAAGGCCUCAGGUGCACUCUCGAAUGCUCACUAAAAUAUAUACUGGCAGAAACUGAAGAUAAGCAAACCACGAUGGCACUUUUUGAAGCACAAAUGGAGCUGCAGACCCCGGAAGUAAUAUUUAUCCCUUCACUUGUGUAUGGAACAACAAAUGGUUUCUACGAAUUGGUCGACGGACUCAUUGUGGAUAUCUACAAACAGGCAUCCUUGAUUCCUCGCAUUGACGCUAACGCGACAGAAGAGUCAUAUCAAGCAAAAAUGGAAGAAGUGGAUGUAUUGAACGAGAUGCGCCAGACCCUUCUUGAUCGGACGCAGUCCGUCAUUCAGAAGGCCCUUGCCUAUCAAGCUACUUUCGACGUCUAUGCCUACCUGUGGGUUGAUGAUCGGGCAGAGUUUAUGCGCCAUUUCCUUAUUUACGGUCGUGUACUCUCAGUUGACGAACUAGAAACUCUUCAGUUGUCUGGCCCAGUUCAAGGUUCUACAUUAGUUACUUCUGGUAUGGCCAAUGGCGAGGGAGAAGCAGCUGAAGGCUUGGUGCCGCACCCACCCACACUGAAACAGUUCAAGGAACAGAUCGACAACUACGAGAGAAUCUUUGAAGAGGUUGAUAAACUAGAAGCUUCAAUUAAAUUUGAUUCUUGGUUCCGCAUCGUCUUGCGCCGGUUCAAGCAUGCGCUGCUCAACAUCAUCAAACGCUGGAGUCUGAUGUUCAAGCAGCAUCUGAUAGAUCACGUUACCACCAGCCUGAAUGAUUUGGCUAAUUUCAUCAAGGUUAAUCAAAACUAUUUGAGGGGUAGUUAA